UUCGUUCUUUCUUUCCCGUUUAGCAAGCCCUCGCGUAAAGACCGAUAUUCGAGAUGGCUUCAACAGACCCUAUGUCAUUUGCCAAAGACUUUUUGGCAGGAGGAAUUUCAGCCGCAGUUUCAAAAACUGUCGUUGCUCCCAUUGAACGAGUGAAGCUAUUACUUCAAGUACAAGCCGUCUCUAAACAAAUCGCAGCUGACAAGCAAUAUAAGGGUAUUAUCGACUGCUUUGUUCGAAUCCCCAAAGAGCAAGGGUUCGUCUCAUUCUGGCGUGGAAACAUGGCCAACGUGAUCAGGUACUUCCCCACGCAAGCCCUCAACUUUGCGUUCAAGGAUGUGUACAAACAGGUGUUCUUGGGAGGAGUUGACAAGAAGACACAGUUCUGGCGUUACUUUGCCGGUAACCUGGCCUCUGGUGGAGCUGCCGGAGCCACCUCCCUUUGCUUUGUCUACCCCCUCGACUUCGCUCGUACAAGGUUAGCCGCUGACGUCGGUAAGAGCGCUGAACGUGAAUUCUCUGGACUUGGUAACUGCCUUGCCAAGACCUUCAAGUCAGACGGCCUCAUCGGUCUGUACAGAGGGUUCGGCGUCAGUGUACAAGGAAUCAUCAUCUACAGAGCUGCCUACUUUGGCUUCUUCGACACAGCCAAGGGAAUGCUUCCCGACCCCAAGAACACACCAUUCUUAGUCUCAUGGGCCAUCGCUCAGUUUGUGACGACGUUCGCCGGUAUCAUGUCCUACCCAUUCGACACAGUCAGACGGCGCAUGAUGAUGCAGUCCGGUCGCCCCAAGGCAGAACAGGCCUACAAGAACACCAUGGACUGCUGGAGCAAGAUCGGCAAGCAGGAGGGUCCCGGCGCUUUCUUCAAGGGAGCUUUCUCCAACGUGUUGCGUGGUACCGGUGGCGCUCUCGUGCUAGUGUUCUACGAUGAGCUCAAAGCUCUCAUGUAGACAGUAGCUGUAUAGUAGUCAUAGGAUCAUCCGACAUUCCGGCCGCUGAUAGGCUGCAUUUAAUAACGUUUCAUCGGACAGAUCAUUCCGCGCACUGGCAUUCAGACGAAUAGGCUAGAAACGUUAUUCCUCAAAAGUAUUCCAUUUAUGUGUAAAUGUAUAUUCGCUGAAUUAUACAUGUUGAAAAAAUAUAUGUUGAAAAUAGUGUUAACUUAUUUUGUGCCUUCAGCCUACUGUUUUUAAUACUUUUGCUUUUACCUCCCUUUGUAUUAUUACAUUAUUAAAUUGUUAAUUUAUCUCCCGAA
Molecule: messenger RNA, 1255 nt
Organism: Macrosteles quadrilineatus (aster leafhopper)
Lineage: Eukaryota; Metazoa; Arthropoda; Insecta; Hemiptera; Cicadellidae
Product: ADP,ATP carrier protein 1-like
Exons: 4
Coding region: 54-950 (298 amino acids)
Biological process (GO): mitochondrial ADP transmembrane transport; mitochondrial ATP transmembrane transport
Cellular component (GO): mitochondrial inner membrane
Molecular function (GO): ATP:ADP antiporter activity
Source: RefSeq, a predicted model, not a curated record